This is a messenger RNA of Pediculus humanus corporis (human body louse), 1764 nucleotides long. RefSeq names its product paramyosin, putative. Gene Ontology annotation, biological process: cristae formation. Gene Ontology annotation, cellular component: MICOS complex. The coding region runs from base 1 to 1764 and encodes 587 amino acids. NCBI's taxonomy places the organism in Eukaryota, Metazoa, Arthropoda, Insecta, Psocodea, Pediculidae. The record is from RefSeq and is a predicted model, not a curated record. The transcript is spliced from 12 exons.
AUGCAUAUUAAUUCGAAAAUUCCAGAAGAGGCUUUGGAAGAGGGGAAAAAAAAAGUCUGGGCUAAAUUAACUAAAAUUUAUUUUCUCAUAUAUUACAUGCUAAGGAUAAAAAUAGGAAAAAUUAAUUAUGUUGAAGAAACGUCUCGAAAAGCCAGCCAGGAUACGAAAGAAUUGGUAGAAAAUUUGCCUGAAUUUCAUCCUAAAAAUAUUGUCGAAUUAGAAAAACAUAUUGGAGAAGCUGCAAAUGAAGCUGUUAAAGCAUAUUAUAGUGCUGUUUGCGUUACAAAAGAUUAUGCUGAGCAAAUUUACAAACUUUUGGAGACUAAAAUCGAUAAGGUUGAUCACGAUUUUUGGUGUGCUCUAAAAAAAAAAACCGAAGAAAAAGAUAAUUUGAUAAAAGGAGCCGAAAGAGCGGCUGCAUUAGCCAAUGAGAAAAUCAACAAAUUACAAUCGAUUUUAGAUGAUCCUGCUUUUGGCGCACCAGAUUCAUUAAAAGUUCAAGCCAAAAGAAAUAUAGCUAAAGUAUUAAGAGAUAUUGAAAGAUCUAGAAGAGAAUUAAAUGCGGAAAAAGAACGUUCAAGUGUGACUGAACAAUAUUGGCAAAAAGUGGAACAAGCAAGGAGGCAUUUUCAGGAUGAAUUAGAAAUUUUAUUCCCAUCUUUAAAAAUUGAAGAAAAAAAAUUUAAUUUAAAACCAGGGGAGCUUGAUUUGUUUUUAGUACACGUUUAUCAUCAUAUUGUAUAUUAUCAAAAAGAAAUUAGUAAACUAGAAACGAUCGGUGAAUUGCGAAUUAAAGAAGCCUUACAAAAAAGUGGUGAACGUUUAAAUGAAGAGGCACUCACGGCUAGAGUGAAACAAGAAGUGGAAAAAGAAAAACGGGAUUUAUUCCAAGAACUUCAAAGAAAAAUCCUUGAUGUAAAAGCAGAACAAGAGAAAACAAUUAAAGUUCAAAUGAAGAGACAAUUAGAGGCGGCCGAAGAUUAUUUGCACGAUGCGAUAGAGGCUAAAGAAAUAGAAAUGGCUCGUAAAAGUCAGAGAAUGAUCGAUGAAAAAGUAGAAAUGGAGAAAAAUGCAUAUAAAGUUAAACUUGCGGAAAUGGUGGGACGAAUGCAAGGAGUUGAAGCUGCACUCUCAAGUCGUUUGGCAAGUGAUAAAAUGGCGACUCAAGCUCAAGUUUUAUUUUCUGCUUGCCAGUCUUUCUAUAGAGCUUUACGGGUAGGAGUUCCCGGUGUUCAUUACUCAAAAGGUUUAAGACCUUUGGAUGUAGAAAUUGCUGCGAUACAAAAAGCUGCCGGAAAAGAAGAUACAUUAGUUGGUGCGGUUAUAAACAGCAUACCGGAAGAAGCACGUAAAAGAGGAGUAUUUCCGGAAAUAGCGAUAAGAGAAAGAUUUUUAAAAGUGGAGAGAACGGCACGAAAGCUCGCUCUUGUGCCAGACGGUGGUUCCUCCUUGCCUCGAUAUUUUUUGAGUUAUCUUCAAAGUUUUUUGCUUUUUAGGUCUGAGAACCCAAUCCCUUCUGCUGAACUGGAUGAUCAACCUGUAGACAUUAGUAAACUUGACACGUAUGACAUUUUAGACAGGUCUAGAUAUUGGUUAGAUAGGGGUGAUUUUGGGAUGGCUCUUAGAUAUAUGAAUUUACUUAAGGGUGCCCCCAGGCAGGUGGCAUGCGAAUGGAUAAAUGAAACUAGGAUAUUUCUCGAAACGCAGCAAGCUGCUGAUACAUUAAUGGCAUAUGCAGCUGCUACUGGUCAACAGUACACAUAA